Tachysurus vachellii is the source of this 2887-nucleotide messenger RNA. It is a transcript of the gene loxl4, whose product is annotated as lysyl oxidase-like 4. NCBI's taxonomy places the organism in Eukaryota, Metazoa, Chordata, Actinopteri, Siluriformes, Bagridae. Gene Ontology annotation, biological process: peptidyl-lysine oxidation. The coding region runs from base 142 to 2520 and encodes 792 amino acids. The transcript has 15 exons. Gene Ontology annotation, molecular function: copper ion binding; protein-lysine 6-oxidase activity. The record is from RefSeq and is a predicted model, not a curated record. Gene Ontology annotation, cellular component: membrane.
GAAAGAGGGAGGGAGGGGAGGAAAGGACAGAGUGAGUGAGGACCUCUUCUAAGUAGUGAACUCCUUCCUUCAUUCACAUUCCCUGAUCAGGGACGCAUGUGACUCUAGUGUGGCUUCAAGGAGUGCUGUGUCAACACUAAUAUGGGCCUGGCUACCUGUCUCUGUUGGAGCUCCCUGUUCCUUGUAGCUGUUCUUGCAGUUCCACGCUCUCCUGCUAACUCAGGCCGUACACCACCUGUCAAAGUGCGUUUGGCAGGAGUGGGGCGCAGGGACAACGAAGGCCGCAUUGAAGUGCUGCACAACAGUACAUGGGGAACUGUGUGCGACGACGAGGUUGACAUUAAACUGGCAAAUGUGGUUUGUAAAGAACUGGGCUUCCGGGGGGCCAUCACAUGGGCACACAGUGCCAGAUAUGGAGAGGGGAAUGGGCCCAUUUGGUUAGAUAAUGUGCGUUGUGAUGGUUCAGAGAAAUCGCUGAAAGAGUGCAAGUCAAAUGGAUGGGGCGUCCAUGACUGCAAACACUCAGAGGAUCUUGGGGUAGUGUGCAAUCCUGAGAGAAGGCUGGACCAAGUGGUUUCUGGAGGGUCUAGAAGAAGCCCUCCCUCUAGAAGCAAUGUUACCAACUCAAAUCGGUGGCAUGACAUCUACUCCAAUUCAAGGGCCCCCAGGCAGGGGCAAUUACCCAGACCCCCCUUUCAUGAUUGGACUAGCAGUAAAGUGAGGAUUGAGGAAGUCCGUUUGCGGCCAGUUUUGAUGGCUACGAAGAAGCGUGCCCUAGUGACGCAGGGUGUGGUGGAAGUGAAGCAUGCUGGGAGAUGGAGACAGGUGUGUGACAAAGGCUGGAGUAUGAACAGCAGCAGGGUUGUCUGUGGCAUGCUGGGAUUCCCUGAUGCAGUAAAGCCCAACAUGAAGGCUUACAAAAAAAUAUGGGAUGAAAAGGUUAAGGAUCCAUCUACCAGGCUGAGUUUAAUGGCCAAAAAGAAGAGUUUUUGGGUGGAGAAAGUACAUUGCCUUGGUACAGAGCCUGGCCUGGCCGAGUGUCGUGCCCAACUCUCUAUUCCUCACAGUUCUACCCCAUGUAAAAAUGGACGCUAUGUAGUUGUCCACUGCAAACCAGGACCGCAAUUUUCCCGCAUGUCCUCAGGCAGGCCUCAAGCCCCACAUCCUAUCAAGCCGGCAGUUCGUUUGAAGUCAGGACCUCGCUUGGGUGAGGGCAGGGUGGAAGUUUUGCGUGAAGGAAAGUGGGGAACUGUAGUUGAUCAUCUUUGGAAUCGCGUCUCUGCCAGUGUGGUAUGCAGAGAACUUGGUUUUGGUACUGCCAAAGAAGCUCCUACAGGAGCCUAUAUGGGCCAAGGAACCGGGCCGAUCCAUAUGAACUCAGUUCAAUGUACAGGAAGCGAGCGUUCCAUUUUGGAUUGCCAUUUCCAACCAGUCCAGCCCUGGACAUUCAAACAUACUCAGGAUGCAUCUGUCAGAUGUAACGUUCCCAAGACGGGUGUGGAGAGCACAGUGCGAUUAGUAGGGGGCAGAGAUGUAGCAGAAGGCCGUGUGGAAGUGCUCAUGGAGGUUGGGGGCAGGAAGCGUUGGGGAGCAGUAUGCAGUGAGAACUGGGGCAUUAAUGAGGCAAUGGUUGUGUGCAGACAACUGGGCUUUGGCUUUGCUGCACGCGCCCAUCAGGAUACAUAUUACUGGCCUGGAGACCCUAAAGCCCAGGAAGUGCUGCUGAGUGGGACUCAUUGUGUGGGCACUGAAUUGUCCAUUCAGCAAUGUCGCAGAAACAGCAAUGUAUACUGUCCCCGUGGAGGAGGACCCAGAGCUGCCGGAGUCACCUGCUCAGAAAUUGCUCCUGACCUGGUGGUGGAUGCACAGCUGGUGCAGGAGUCUGCCUAUCUGGAGGAUAGACCACUUUACUUGCUCACCUGUGCCCAUGAGGAAAACUGCUUGUCUUCUUCAGCCAGCCGCAUGAACUGGCCUAAUGGUCACCGGCGUCUACUGCGUUUCUCCUCCCGCAUCAUGAACAUGGGUAAAGCCGACUUCAGGCCCAAAGCUUCACGAGAAUCCUGGACAUGGCACCAAUGUCACAGGCACUACCACAGCAUUGAAGUGUUUACACACUAUGACCUUCUCACACUCAAUGGAACAAGAGUAGCAGAAGGGCACAAAGCUAGCUUCUGUCUGGAGGACACAUAUUGUCCUGAAGGACUCCAGAAACGCUUUUCAUGCUACAACUAUGGAGAUCAAGGAAUUUCAGUGGGGUGUUGGGAUACAUAUCGUCAUGAUAUUGACUGCCAAUGGGUUGAUAUCACUGAUGUCAGGCCAGGAGAUUAUAUCUUCCAGGUGGAAGUGAAUCCGUCACUGGAUAUGGCUGAGUCAGACUUCAUGAAUAAUGUAAUUCGCUGUAGGUGUAGAUAUGAUGGUCAAAGAAUCUACAUGUAUGGUUGUCACGCAGGAGAUGCCUAUAGUGCUGAGAUUGAAGACUUGUUUGAACACCAGCGUCAGAUCACUAAUAAUUUCCUCUGAGCCGUGUGCAGACAGCACCCGCUGUGAGCUGUUAAACUAUGGACUUGAAAAAUAUAUAUAUCAUCUCUUUAUUAUUUACAAACACAUUUCCUGCUUGGGGAAUCAAUCACAAGUCAAAAUGCUGUUUAAUUAUCACCUCAGUGCUAAAUAAUUACUGAAAAUGACUAGAGAAGCAGAUUUAUUUAUAUUCACUGAUAAUUUUGUUGAAUGGUGGUGAAUGAGAGUAAAAACAAUGUCAAACUGUAAUAUAGAUCUCUUUGGAUUACAGUAUUCAGGUCUAGACAUGUAUUAUUCGAAUAUAUCAACUGAAUCUUAUUUACUGGGUUCCAGCACAGUGAAUUUUAUUACACUACAUUCAGUAAUAUAC